AUGCUUACUGAUAAUUACAAAGAUCUUGCUGUUAAAGCUAGAAAAAUCUUCACUGAUUCUUUGGAUAAAACCUUGGAAUUAUUUCCAUUAGACGAUGCCACUAAGAAGAAAUACGACGAGUUGCCUAGUGCCAUUGGAGAAACUACAUCUGAUUUUGGGUCACCAGCAAAGCAUCCAUUUGAAGUCUAUUUGUCUACUUUACCACGUAGCACAUUGGAAAAUAUCACCGAGAAAGAUCCUGUGGAAUUGUUAAAGGAUUUAAAGGAGAAGAAGAUAUCAUGUGUUGAAGUCUUGACUGCUUAUUUCCAUGCUGCUGUUGUUGCUUCGAAAUUGACCAAUUGUGUUCAAGAAUUUCUUCCUGUUGAAGCUUUGGAAUUUGCUAAAAAAUUAGAUGAAAACUAUGAAACCAUGAAAGAUUUGCCAUUGUAUGGUUUACCAUUCUCUAUUAAAGAAAUGAUUCCAUUUAAAGGACGUGCUGUCACUCAUGGUUCAUUAUGUUAUUUAGACAGAGUUGUCGACUACAAUGCCGAUAUUGUUAAUAUUUUAAUGGAAAACGGUGCUUAUCCAUUCGUUAGAACUACAAAUCCUCAAUCAUUAAUGAUGUUGGAAUGUCAACUGUUCUGUCAUGGAAGAACAGUAAAUGCAUUCAAUAGUGAUUUAACUUCAGGUGGUUCCUCUGGUGGUGAAGGUGUGUUGAAUGGGUUAUAUGCUUCACCAUUUGGACUUGGUAGUGAUAUUGGUGGAAGUAUCCGUAGUCCAGCUGGUUUUAAUGGUAUCUACGGGUUAAGAACAACUUUGGGACGUAUUCCUACUGCUGAUUAUUAUUCUUGUCAAAUGGGUUCUGAGUCUAUCUUAUCAGUCACUGGUCCAAUAUCUAGAUCUUUGGAUACGGUAAAUUUGGUUAUGAAAACUAUUAUCGAUGCCAAGCCCUGGUUAGUUGAUCCAACUUUGGUACCUAUUGAAUGGAGUCCAAAACCAAAAAAGAAAUAUCGUGUUGGUGUCUUGUUGAGUGACGAAGUAGUUAAUCCAACUCCACCAAUUAAACGUGCCCUUCAAAUCGUACAAGACAAAUUAAAAGACUCUGUUGAACUUGUUCCAUUCAAACCUUAUCAUCAUGAGAAAACUCCAGAGAUUCUUGGUAAGUUAUAUUUUGAGGAUGGAGCUAGAGAUUUCCGUAGUACUUUAGAAACUGGGGAACCAUUACUCGAACAAACUACUUGGGCAAUUGAUGGUGCAGAAGAUCUUGACAUGCAUGAACAAUGGAAGUGGAACUUGGAGAAGCAAAAGUAUAGAAAAGAAUAUUUAAAACAUUGGAAUACUUAUACAGAUGAAGAAGGUAAUAUCUUGGAUGCAGUAAUUGCUCCACUUUAUCCUAAUGUUGCUCCUAAACAUGGAACAGCCCAAUAUUGGACCUAUACAUCUCAAUGGAAUUUAUUAGACUACCCUGUAUUGGUUUUUCCUGUCACUAUUGUUGAUGAAAAGUUGGACCAACCAGAAAAAAGUUAUUCUCCAAUUAAUGAUAUGGAUAAAUUCAUUCAUGAUCAAUAUGAUGACCCAAAGAGUUUUGCUAAAGCUCCAGUUAACUUGUGUAUUAUUGGAUUGAGAAACACAGAUGAAAAACUAGUUGAGAUUGCAAAAAUUACUCGUAAGGAAAUUGGUGAUAUCUUUGCCUAG
Candida tropicalis MYA-3404 is the source of this 1674-nucleotide messenger RNA. RefSeq lists its product as uncharacterized. NCBI's taxonomy places the organism in Eukaryota, Fungi, Ascomycota, Pichiomycetes, Serinales, Debaryomycetaceae. The record is from RefSeq and is a predicted model, not a curated record. Bases 1 to 1674 code for a protein of 557 amino acids. The transcript has a single exon.